Messenger RNA from Corylus avellana, 1128 nucleotides. Lineage: Eukaryota; Viridiplantae; Streptophyta; Magnoliopsida; Fagales; Betulaceae. The record is from RefSeq and is a predicted model, not a curated record.
AUGGAGGAAAUUUUCGCACUGGAAAAACCCUCCAAGAUUCAGAACAAGGAACCGAGUGUACUAACAUUCUCGGAGGAAGAUGCGAAAGAGGUCUCGAUGCCACAUGAUGAUGCGUUGAUGAUAAUUCUGACGGUGGCUAACCACGCCAUUCACCGAGUCUUGGUAGAUAAUGGAAGCUCGGCUGAUAUCAUUUACUGGACGGUUGUUCAACAAUUGGGCAUUAGCCGAGAGAAAUUGAAACCAUUCUUGUCGCCAUUGAUAGGAUUUGCGGGCGAGCAUGUCCAACCCAUUGGGUUGAUUUCUCUUCCGGUUACAGCAGGAACCGCUCCUAGACAAUCUACUAUCAUGGUGGAUUUUUUGGUCAUUGACCGACCUUCAGCUUACAAUAUGAUUAUUGGUCGCCCGGCUUUGAAUCAACUGAGGGUAGUCACUUCGACCUAUCAUUUGAAAAUGAAGUUUCCGACCAUGGAAGGGGUUGGAGAGGUUAGGGGAGACCAAGUUAUCGCUAGAAGGUGUUACAACACAUCUUUGAAGAAGUGCCCUGAGUCAGCAUUAUUAACAAUUGGUAGUUUGGCUGAUGAGCGGAAGAUGCAGUUGAGGAAGGAGCCAGCCGAGCCAUUAAUCGAUAUACCUAUAGCUGAAAGAAAGGUUGUCAAGAUUGGUUCGCAGCUGGCUCCUGGAAUUAAAGAAGCCCUUGUUCAGUUUCUCCAACAGAACCUCGAAGUUUUUGCAUGGUCUCCUGAAGACAUGCCUGGGAUUGACCCCAAGGAUAUUGUUCAUCACUUGAACAUUAAUCCAAAAGUCAAACCAGUAAAGCAGAAGCGAAGGAAGUUUGCCCCCGACAGAAACAUGGCGAUAGCCAAGGAAGUGGGCAAACUACUGAAGGCGCAGUUCAUCGAAGAGGCUCAUUACCCUGAUUGGCUAUCCAACGUAGUAAUGGUCAAGAAGUCAUCUGGGAAGUGGAGGAUGUGUGUAGAUUUUACCGAUCUCAACAAAGCUUGCUCGAAGGACAGCUUUCCAUUACCCCAUAUUAGCUUCUUAGUUGAUGCAACAGUAGGGUAUGAAUUGCUGAGCUUCAUGGACGCCUUUUCGGGCUAUAAUCAGAUUUUCAUGCAUCCAUCUGAUUAA